This is a messenger RNA of Manihot esculenta (cassava), 670 nucleotides long. Its product is annotated as 40S ribosomal protein S25. Gene Ontology annotation, cellular component: cytosolic small ribosomal subunit. The record is from RefSeq and is a predicted model, not a curated record. Gene Ontology annotation, molecular function: structural constituent of ribosome. NCBI's taxonomy places the organism in Eukaryota, Viridiplantae, Streptophyta, Magnoliopsida, Malpighiales, Euphorbiaceae. The transcript is spliced from 4 exons. The coding region runs from base 161 to 487 and encodes 108 amino acids.
GUGUGUGUCGCAUAAUUGGGCUAGAGUAAUGCUUUUGUUAUUAGUACAACUUCUGUAUCUUCUCCGUCUCUUAGACAAACCCUAAACCCACUCUGAUCCUUUUAGCGGCGGCCGCAACUCCAUUUUUUCGUAGCGAAACGUCUGCAAUUCCUUCGAGCAAAUGGCGCCCAAGAAGGAUAAGGCUCCACCUCCGUCCUCUAAGCCUGCCAAGUCUGGUGGAGGGAAGCAGAAGAAGAAGAAAUGGAGCAAGGGUAAGCAAAAGGAGAAGGUAAACAACAUGGUUUUGUUCGAUCAAGCCACAUAUGACAAACUUCUUUCGGAGGUUCCGAAGUAUAAGCUCGUCACUCCUUCAAUUUUGUCCGACAGAUUGAGGAUUAAUGGAUCUCUGGCACGUAGAGCAAUCAAGGAUCUGAUGGCAAGAGGUUCUAUCAGGAUGAUUUCUGCUCAUGCUAGCCAGCAAAUUUACACCAGAUCCACAAAUACGUAGGAGGAAAUGAUUUAAUCGGCAUUUUGUUAUCAUUAGUUAAUAGAAUCUUGUUGCAAUAUGUUGAGUGUAUGUUUUGCUGUCAUUUUAUAUUACUUGUACCUUAUAAAGGUUGUUGAUGGUGAAUGCUAUGGUUUUUUUUUUGGUUACCAAUUGAACCAUGACGAGCAUUACUUGCUCUUUUCA